Molecule: messenger RNA, 3651 nt
Organism: Colletotrichum orchidophilum
Lineage: Eukaryota; Fungi; Ascomycota; Sordariomycetes; Glomerellales; Glomerellaceae
Product: MYND finger
Exons: 3
Coding region: 1-3651 (1216 amino acids)
Biological process (GO): regulation of transcription by RNA polymerase II
Cellular component (GO): nucleus
Molecular function (GO): DNA-binding transcription factor activity, RNA polymerase II-specific
Source: RefSeq, a predicted model, not a curated record
AUGUUUACGCCAACCGUUGCCAACUCGACCUCCUUUUUCUAUGCGGUAGGCAAUACACCGGCCAUCAACUUGACCAAGAACUUGCCUCAUGGCAUCGAUGCCAAUUUACUACUACUUGGUUGUGGCGAUGUAAGAAACAUCAUUUACACGGCCUACAACGAGAUUGGACUUCCUGGUCGCAAGCUGGAUAUCACAGUCAAUGACAUCGAUGAAGCUAUCUUGGCACGCAACAUCUUCCUGUUUUCCUUGCUCAUCGACAAUGACAAUGUCUCCGGAAAUUCCCCCUGGAACUUAUACUACAACCUUCACCUUGACAGCUCAGACCUGCGCAUCUUGUCAACUCAAGUCAAGAAGCUCCUCGCAGCAUCAGACUCAUUGAAGUCUUGGAAAGCAAGUUCAUACGGCAAAGUCCUACCCUUCUGUGACCAGGCCACCCUCGACGACGUUCGUGCCGUCUGGGUCAGCUAUGACAACGCCGCUGCAUCCGACAACAUCAUCGCCAACUCUGCUGCCCUGACAGCCAACCUCAAACACUCUCUCGAAAUAAAGAGGAUUGCUUUUGGCGAUAGCAUAUCAUUCACCGGUCUGCGAUCAGCUGCUCCUGUUGCACUGCUUAACUCAAAGGAUGUCACCGAAGCGUCUCAAGAGUUUUGGAAGUCCGCCGACGCCACACCCAACCGUGCCGUCAGCAACCCGAACCCCCUCUUCUAUGCCUCCCUAUCGAAGCACCACCUCUUGCACUACGGGACCGAUCCCAUCCUUGGCUUCCAUCUUGCCGCGGCCUUCAUCCCCUUGACCGACCAAUCGCCUCUGAGGCCCGAUCAGCAGGAUGAGAAGUUCAGGGCUCUCUCAGCUGCAAAGACACAAUUCCGAGAGUGGGCGGCUGCUUGUGGGACUCUGUUUCGGGCGAAGAAAUUAGUGGUUCGCUCUGUUGCCAGUGAAGCUCUUGCCUUUUGCCACACUCUCCAGCAUUUGGUCGUCACCAAGGAGACGUCCGCUGGAUGGUACCGUCGCCAAUUCGACGCCCGAGUCCUCUCCCUAGACCAAGAUGUGUAUGACAUCAAGUCGGCAGCUCCGGUUGCAUUCGACACCGUCGACACAUCAAACCUCGCAGACCAUUUCGGCACCUUGAAUAUCCUCGUAUCGGCGCUACCUCUGCUCACAGCACAACCAUGGUCGGCCAUUUUCACCGAAACGCUCCUGAAAAGAGAGAACACCGCCAAAGCGGCUUUUGAUAGCCUCCUGUACGGCCACGGGCCCACGAUCUCAUUGCUGCUAGGGGCUAGUCCGGUCGAGUACUGGACCAAUGCUACUGCGGUGUCAAGCGUUGACGAGAUUCUGAUCGGUCUGAGCUCCAAAAGCAUCGAACGGAAGGGCGACGAGGUGUCCCAGGUCCAUAGCCGGAUCACUUGGAAGCAAAGCAAGCUUUUCUCGGGAGUAAACGCCGUCGGUCCCCUCGCAAUCGACCCCGAGGCGCUAGCCGGCAUCUUCUUCAAGCUCUACCUCGAGGUGUUCGCGCACGAGAACCCCAUGAAGCUGCUGGCCAUCUCGAAAUCGUCCGUGACGCAGCUCAUCCGUAACACGUCCUACUCCCACUUCCACCGAGGAACCCUCGUCUCCCUUCUCCACUACCUAAAGCUACGGCUGUCCGUCGACAAUUUUGACAGGACUUGCAGAGCCUUGCUCGAGAAGAUAUCCACGGAGAGAAGCCUCAUGUUCACAGGCAAUCUUAGACAGGACUUGUCUGUGCAGAUGCACACCCAAGGGGUCUGCUCGGAGCCCUGGCUUCGUCAAGAGAUCAAGCCCAACCGCAACCUCGGCGGCUUCGACUCCUGGACGUCAGUCCCAGAGGUCGUCGCCGUGACUCUCGUUGUCCCGCGGGAGAAGAUUGCACGGGUCUUUGACGGCUCUGAUCAUGCAAAGAUGAGUUCUCCCACAAUCAGAGGGUCGUUGGUCUCUGGUGAAGAAGCCAGCCACAAGUGGCACAACUUUUAUGACGAGGUACAGCUCGUUUUCGGCACCAUCAAAACUAGCAGAACCCGCGAUAGCAACGACUUCUCCGUCACCAUCGACGCAGACCCAGCAGGUUGGCUUGGGAAAUCCCCGCUCAUCGCAACCUGUUACGUGCCUACUGCGGCGUUGCAGGUGGAACGCAAGACCUCUUACGUCCGCCUGGAGGUCCUGAGUUCCGCUCAAAGCAUCGCUGUCUUCAGCAAGACCCUCGGCAGCGAGCUGAUAAUCUUCCAGGCCAAGUUGGCGGACGAGAACAGCGUAUACAUUACCAAAUACAUGCCCGGCCAAACGAGAUAUCCGGUUGCCUCUGAAGCGGCGGGGCUCGUAGCGGAGUCUGCUUUCGAAAAGAGCAAUGACACAGAAUCUUUGUUCACCGCCAACGCCUCCCAAAGCCAGGACAGAGUUGAAACCAUUACGGGCCAUCUUGAUAUCCUGUCUACCAAGGGCAAGAAACUCCUUGCCGACAAGCUACCCAUCACCCUCGCACAAGUGUCUCCCUUCAUAAUUAACGUUGUGUUUGGCGAAAAGGAGCUGGUCUAUCCUCUUACCUUCCCGACUCCGGUCGACGCCAGCGGGGCAAAAACUCGCAUUGCUCGCAAAUCCGCCUACGUCGAGGUCAUCGCUCCCUUUGCCGAACCCUCCAGCGAUCCAAACGUCAAGACGGCACUCAACGACUUUGUCUACCCAACCCAGCUCGCGCGAAGCCUAUCAAACACCCCGGCCGACCUCAACACCCCGCACCUGAACCUCGACCGCCUCCCCAUCAUCAACGUCGCCAAAAAAGAAGAGACCCGCUUCCUCACCACGCUCCUCUCCUUUGAGUUCUCGCUCCGCGAAAGGGCACUGCGCGAACAGAUCAACGCGGGGAGAGAGGCACUAUCGCCCUCGCCGCGCCUCAACUUCAAGGAAUCAAUCUUCACCAUGACCAUGAUCUCGUCGGGUCAACAGGGCGGCCAGACCGGCCUCUUUUGCCUCAACCACCCCGAUCGCGGCGGCGUCCAUAUGCUCUUCUUCGUCUCCGCCCUCCGCCUCGACGCCGCCGCAGCCAACGUCGUUCUCGACGCCGCCGUCCUCCCGCUCACGAUCCCCCUCAUCAAAAAGGUGGAGCCGUUCCUGCUGCUGCUGAGAGAGCUGGAAAUGGCCUCUGUCACCGUCAACGACGACGAGCUCCUCCUCUGGAAGAAGGCGCUCCCCGCCCUGGCGGAGCGCAGCCGGACGUGGAACCACACGUCGUCGUGCGAGUACCGCAAGGCCGGUGCCACCGUGCCCCUGUCGCUGGAACCCAGCGAGCCGGUCCUCUGCUCUUGCGGCCACGGCCGGUUCCCGGAAAACUUCAUCGGCCUCCCCGAGUGGGAUACCGCGUCAAAGUAUGCCACCCGCAUCGCCAUCAGCCCGACGUUCGCCGUGCCGUUUGUGGACGAGAUUGUGGACACAAACAUGUACAAGGAGGUUGGCGCCAACGCCAGUGCGCCCCUGAAGGAGAGGUGUACCAACUGUGGCAAGUCGUCGACGGACGGCGUCGCUUUGAAGAAGUGUAUGCGCUGCUUGAGUGCCAAGUACUGCAGUGCCGAGUGCCAGAAGAAGGAUUGGCGGAAGCAUCGUGGAGAAUGUAAGGAAAGCGAGGCGUAUCAAAAGUGA